AUGGCAUCCAUUCUUCGGCCAUUGCCUUGGCUUGGCCGGGCUUGGAAGCCACUUCCUUUCUCUAACCUGAACUUUACGCCAAUUCCACUGCAUGAGAAGAUUGAGGAGGAGCUCUUUCCCGACUACCUCGCAUCCCGUUACUAUCCAGUCCGCGUCGGCGAGAUCCUCAAAAAUCGCUAUCAGAUUGUUGGCAAGCUGGGCUUUGGAGCCAGCUCAACCGUCUGGCUGGCUCGCGACCUACCUCGACGUCGGCAUGUAGCCCUCAAGCUCUUUAUACAUUCUCAGUCCAUGGGUGAGCAGUUGGAUCGCGAACUCUCCAUAUACAAGCGCAUCUCUGCAUCAUCAUCCAAACAUUCUGGUCGCAGUGCCGUCAGGGAGCUGCUGGAUUCUUUCGAUGUCUGUGGACCAGACGGCAGCCACCGGUGCUUGGUGCACCCGCCGCUCUGGGAGAGCACUUUGGCUUUCUUGCGCCGUAACCCGGUGGAAAGACUACCGGCGCCAGUCCUGGCCUUUAUCCUCCGCCGUGUCUUUCUUGCUCUGGAUUUUCUGCACACAGAAUGUCAAAUAAUACACACAGACAUCAAGGCCGAUAAUAUCAUGUUUGGCAUUGGGGACGAUUCGGUCUUCACGGCAUUCGAGGAGCAAGAGCUGGCCGACCCGUCUCCGCGGAAAAUCGUGGACGGCAGGGCCAUCUAUCUGUCACGCGAGCUUCAGAUGCCCAAGAUCUGGGGCGCUCCGGUUCUUUGUGACUUUGGAUCAGCCGUUACCGGCGAUGUAGUACAUCUCGAGGACGUACAGCCCGACAUCUACAGAGCACCCGAGGUUGUUUUGGAAGCACCGUGGUCCUAUGAGAUUGAUAUUUGGAAUACGGCCUGUAUGAUCUGGGAUUUGUUCGAAGGAGGUCACCUGUUCACUGGACUUGAUCCGGAGGAUCAGAAAUACCGCAGUCGAGCACACCUCGCUGAGAUGGUUGCGUUGAUCGGAACACCUCCAAAGGCGCUUCUUGAUGCAGGCAAAUCAAGCCACAAGUUCUUUACGGAACAAGCUACCGCUCGUCCCACAGGCGAGUGUCGUGCAGAGGCUCCACAUCCAAAUAGCACGUCGCUCGAAAUGAGAGAGACGAGCCUGGAGGGAGAAAGCCGAGAGAAGUUCCUCGCUAUGAUGCGGAAAAUGCUGCAGUGGGAACCCGCGAAGCGCGCCUCGGCCAAGGAGCUGGCUGAGGAUGAGUGGAUCAUGGAGCACAUGUAG
This is a messenger RNA of Metarhizium brunneum ARSEF 3297, 1248 nucleotides long. NCBI's taxonomy places the organism in Eukaryota, Fungi, Ascomycota, Sordariomycetes, Hypocreales, Clavicipitaceae. The record is from RefSeq and is a predicted model, not a curated record.